Podarcis lilfordi (Lilford's wall lizard) is the source of this 942-nucleotide messenger RNA. The record is from the annotation of a GenBank genome assembly. NCBI's taxonomy places the organism in Eukaryota, Metazoa, Chordata, Lepidosauria, Squamata, Lacertidae.
AUGGAGCGGGCUCUCAACCUGCCCACUGAUGAGGACAUAUUCCACAAGAGUUACAGCGCGUCGGCCAAGAGGAUGGAGUCCGCCUUUCGCUCGCCGCCGGGGCUCGAGCUGGUCGCCCACCAGGCGCCGCCGCCGCGCGAGCCCCGCCAGGCGCCGCCGUCUCCCCUCGGCUGCUACGAGCCGGGCGACUCCGAGGUGCUGCUGAGGGAAGGCGCGGGGGCCGGCGCGCUGGUGGCCGGCGACCCUCUGGGCGGCUCGGUGUGCGUCAAGUACGGGCCGGGCCCGACGACGAGCCGCAGCUCGGUGGCCGAGAGCAGCGGCGGCGAGCAGAGCCCCGACGACGACAGCGACGGGCGCUGCGAGCUGCUGCUGCGGGGCCCCGGCGGAGGCAGCGGCGCCGGGGUGGUGGUGGGCGCGGGGGGCGCCCUGCUGAAGGCGCCCGAGGGCGGCGCCUGCUCCAACAGCCACCACGGCCCGGGCGGCGGCGGCGGCAAGAAGUCCAAGGAGCAGAAGGCGCUGCGCCUCAACAUCAACGCCCGCGAGCGGCGGCGCAUGCACGACCUGAACGACGCGCUCGACGAGCUGCGGGCCGUCAUCCCGUACGCGCACAGCCCCUCGGUGAGGAAGCUCUCCAAGAUCGCCACGCUGCUGCUGGCCAAGAACUACAUCCUCAUGCAGGCGCAGGCCCUCGACGAGAUGCGCCGCCUCGUCGCCUAUCUCAACCAGGGCCAGGCCAUCUCGGCCGCUUCGCUGCCCAGCUCGGCGGCGGCUGCGGCGGCUGCGGCGGCCGCCUUGCACCCAGCGCUCGGGGCCUACGAGCAGGCGGCGGCGGGCUACCCUUUCAGCGCCGGCCUGCCGCCCGCCACCUCGUGCCCGGAGAAAUGUGCCCUUUUCAACAGCGUCUCGUCCAGUCUCUGCAAACAGUGCACGGAGAAGCCUUAA